Opisthorchis viverrini is the source of this 549-nucleotide messenger RNA. RefSeq lists its product as hypothetical. NCBI's taxonomy places the organism in Eukaryota, Metazoa, Platyhelminthes, Trematoda, Opisthorchiida, Opisthorchiidae. The coding region runs from base 1 to 549 and encodes 182 amino acids. The record is from RefSeq and is a predicted model, not a curated record. Gene Ontology annotation, molecular function: protein binding. The transcript is spliced from 4 exons.
AUGUCUGAUCCUAGACAGGAGGAAGCGGAAGUAUUGGCAUCAAUUUAUGAUCCUAAUGAGCUGAGCGUUUCGGAUGAUUAUACAGUCGAAUAUAAGCUUGGUGAACAUGGCACCCCGAAGUCUAUGAUUCUGACCAUCCAAUGGCCCGAUGGCUACCCGACAGUUUUGCCGACAAUCUCCUUAGACUCUUUUUACAACGGGCAUUUGUCUACCGCGGUAAAACUCCUCGUAGUCAAGGAAUUAAAUGCGUUGGCACAAGAGCAGCUUGGGACAGCAAUGACAUUUUCGUUGAUCGAUUACGCCCGCGAGAACGCUGAGCGCUAUUUCAGUCUUUCACUGUCAUCCACCGCGGCUACCACAGCUGGAGAUACCAAUUUGGCAAGUAAUUUUGAUGAGCAGCCUACCAAGAAGGCAGAAAAGAAAGUACAGCUAACAAAGGCUCAAAAACGAGCACAUUACCGCCGCCUGGAUGUCAACGGAGAGCUGCCCCGUGGGUGGAAUUGGGUGGAUGUAGCAAAGCACCUGCAGCAGGUCGGUCCCGCCCCAUAG